ACUCGUGUAAAUCCACCCCAUGUUUUCACGCAGACCACAAACGGGGCCCCAUGACCAGCCCCUCCUCCUACUGUAACACUAGUGGACAUUACCAACUGGGACCCACUUCAUCAACAACUUCAGGCUUAUUUACGUCCACUUGAUGAGAAUUAAAAAAUAUUUUAAGACUCCAGAACAUAUAAGAUGUUUUGGUAGCAAAACCAUAAAGACUCUUGAGUUCCUGGGACUGGUCCUGAGAGGAUAAGCCUCUUGGUUUGAUCGGACCUUUUCAUGAAGAUCACCUCGUCAUCAUGGCCUGUGAGUCCGACCCCUACAUCUUCUCUACCGACACUUUACCCACCGACCUCCGCUUCCUCCCUCCACUGGCCAAUGGGCUCCUGGGGUGGAGGGUGUAUGAUAACAUCAUGCAUAUGGGGGGUGUUUACAAUGGAGAUGAUGGACGGACUCAUCGGGCAGAUGUUCCCUGUCCUCUAGCUGUGAAGAUGGAGACAGAGGAACUUGCCAAACACGCCUACUGUUUGGACACACACACAGGCAUUUUUACCCACACUCUGAGCACAGCCACUGUAACUGCCUCACAGGCUUUAUACUCACACCGAUACUACUCAAAUCUGAUGGUGAUGGAGAUUCUGUUGGUACGUCAGGGAACAUCACAGGAGCCAGUCACAGUUGAGCUGGUCAGUUCAUUCACACCUCAGAGCAAAGACAUCGCUUUUGAGUCUGGUCCUGAUUACAAAGGAGGGAGGCACAUCUAUGGACAGACGGCCACCCCUGAGUUCCCGGGGGUCUCUUGUGCUACAGUUCAUCUGAUCUGGACCACCAUGCCCCCCACUCUCACGCUGCUCCCAGAACAGAGCCAGGCUCGCUGGGGCUUCAUCCUGGUUGUGGCCAACAGUUUAGAGAGUGCUGAGUCCAGUUUUGAUAAGGGUCUAAGUCUAAUGGCGUCUGGAAACCUGCGUCCCUCUCAUGAACAGGCCUGGAAAGAACUGUGGCUGCUGAGCAAGGUAGAGGUCAAAGGGUCAGAGACCCUCUGCAGGGCUGUGAUUGGCUGCAUGUUCUACCUGCUCAGUGCCUUCCUGUCCAUGCAUGACACCACCAGCUGUUUUGGUGGAGUCAGUCCAGGUGGGCUGUCCAACGGAGGGGAUGGUCAGGACUAUUGGGGCCAUGUUUUCUGGGAUCAGGACACAUGGAUAUUUCCAAGUAUAGCUCUGUUCUACCCUAAACUGGCUCGAGCUGUGCUUGAGUACAGAGUGAGGACUGUAGAUGGUGCAAAAGACAACGCUCAAAGGCAAGGAUACAAGGGACUAAAGUUUCCAUGGGAGAGUGCUGUAUCGGGCAGGGAGGUGUGUCCAGGGGAUAUUUAUGGACAACAAGAGAUUCACAUCAAUGGAGACGUCAUCCAUGCCUUCAAACACUAUCUCUACCUCACUGAGGAUCUGUCCAUGUUCAGAGAGGGACAGGGCAGCCAGGUCAUAUGGGGUGUGGCCGAUUACUGGGUCUCCAGAGUGACCUGGAGCCCCGAGGACCAAAAGUAUCACCUCUUAGGAGUAAUGCCACCCGAUGAGUACUACUACAAUGUCAAUGACUCAGUGUACACAAACACAGUGGCCAAAUUCAGUCUUCAAUUUGCUGUGGAAUUGGCAGAUCUUAUGCAACAUCCUGCACCACCAGAAUGGCAACAAGUGGCCGAACACAUCAAAAUACUUUUUGAUGAAGAAUCCAAGUACCAUCCUGAAUAUGACGGCUACGUGAAAGGUCAUCCAGUGAAGCAGGCAGACAUAGUGAUGCUAGGUUAUCCUCUUGGACUGCCAAUGUCUCCUGAAAUAAGAAGAAAUGAUCUUGAGACAUACGAGCCGGUAACAGACCCUCAUGGUCCAGCCAUGACCUGGAGUAUGUUUGCGAUCGGCUGGCUGGAGCUGGGGGAGGCUCAGAGAGCUCAAAGUUUACUUGAGAAGUGCUUUGGCAACAUCCAGGGUCCUUUCCAGGUGUGGAGUGAAUCAUCAGAUGGCUCUGGAGCAGUGAACUUUCUCACCGGUAUGGGUGGAUUCAUGCAGGCUGUGCUUUUUGGUUAUACUGGAUUCAGAGUUGAGAAGGAAUGUCUCGCCUUUUCCCCACUGCUCCCUGAUGACGUCUCUGAGCUUUGUAUACGUGGCGUGAACUACCUCGGAAGUCAAAUGGAUUGGCUGUUGAGGAAAGAAGAAGUUUGUAUCAUUCUGAGGGGAGAUACUGAGAGCAAAAAUCGCUAUAAUCUACAGGUUAUCCUGAAGGCAUCGGGAACUAAAAUUCCUCUAAUACCAGGGCAGCCAGUGACUUUUUCCCGAGAGGCUGGGUGUAUUUGUAAAGUGACUCCAGAGUACUCCUGCUGGCCUUUCUAAAACAGCAACAGACCUCAUGUUAUUCCGUUUACUUAGAAUUAAGGAUAUAUUCAACUGUACUGUAUAUCUAAGCUACUGUCAGAUCAUAUGCUCACUUUCAUUUGAGCAACCAUGAAUCAAAUGGAGAUUGAACUAAGAGGCACAACAAGUAAGGUAUUUUAUUUUAAAAUCCUUCGUAACACAAUGAUUUACAAAAUAUAAAUGGGCUGUUUGUAUUUAUUUUGUAUUGAUAUAAUAAAAAAUAAGCAUAUAAGUGUAUGUGUAGAGUCAGUUUUCUUUAAUGUGAAAUAGUCUUGAAGGAUGAUUAAUUCAAUUUAGUUCUAUAACAUGAAGUGUUGCUCUACGAGAAUUAAUUACAUUGUAAAUUAUGUA
Molecule: messenger RNA, 2747 nt
Organism: Sphaeramia orbicularis (orbiculate cardinalfish)
Lineage: Eukaryota; Metazoa; Chordata; Actinopteri; Kurtiformes; Apogonidae
Gene: pgghg
Product: protein-glucosylgalactosylhydroxylysine glucosidase
Exons: 14
Coding region: 291-2375 (694 amino acids)
Biological process (GO): carbohydrate metabolic process
Cellular component (GO): cytosol
Molecular function (GO): protein-glucosylgalactosylhydroxylysine glucosidase activity
Source: RefSeq, a predicted model, not a curated record